AGCAAACUGUGCGGGGUUUCCGACUGUGCCAAAUGCCCCUCCUGUCACUAGUUAGGUAUGCUUAGAUGCCACAUAGAGAAUCAGUUUGUAGCUGUCUGUGUGAUAGUAUUGUUGCCCGUGAUUCAGUUUUUUAUUGUUUGUCCUUGCAUCUCUGCCAGCCAGUUUUGCAUGGUGUCAAAUAGGGAAAAGCAAAUGUAAGAGAGAUCAGCUGAGUCUUUAGCCUUUACUGAUUUGCAGCAGGCCUGUCCUCCAUGCUCCAGGGAGCAGAUAUUUUGCAGGAUUACUGACAUGGACUGCUCUUGCUUUCUCCUCUUCCCACAUUUCCUCUUAUUCUACCCUUCUCCAGAAUGUCUUUGCCCAACUCAGAGAAUGCCUCCACCCUGGAGAACGCUAUGCAGCUCAUGAUCCAGACCUUCCACAAAUACUCUGGAAAUGAGGGGGACAAAUAUACACUGAGCAAGGCUGAGCUCAAGGAGAUGCUUACCGCAGAGCUCGGCAACUACCUGGGGAAUGCCCAAGAUAAGGAGGCAGUGGACAAGGUAAUGGGAGACCUGGAUUCCAACAACGACGGGGAGGUAGAUUUCACCGAGUUCAUCAUACUGGUCGGAGCUCUUACUGUGGCCUGUAACGAUUUCUUCCUGGAGUACAACGACAAACCAGAAAAGAAGAAGUAAACACACCCUUGGCUCAAAGAAGUCCACUGUGAAAACCCACAUGCUCCAGGGAGGAAACAGUUAAGACAGGAGAGCAGACCUGCGAGGGACAUCCUGUCAUGGACAUGUACAAAUACACACACACACACACACCCACACACACACACACACACGCACACACACAGACACACAAACAUACAUACACACAUACAUGCAUAUAUGUCUAAUUGCUUCAACAGUAAAUGUUGGGUGUUUGUUUGUGUAUUUGUCCAGCAAUGUCCAAUCAGUCCAUAACAAACUGCAUUUAUUGCAAUGUCAAUAUCUGGAGAGUUUAAAUAAGUUUCAGCACCUGUCACUGUUUGAACAUGUGAAUGCCUCUCUCUUUCUUCUUCUUUACAUUUAUUUUGUAACAUAUUCAAGAAAAGACAUUUCUCCCUGGAAAGAAUAAAUGUGAC
Molecule: messenger RNA, 1108 nt
Organism: Scatophagus argus
Lineage: Eukaryota; Metazoa; Chordata; Actinopteri; Scatophagidae
Gene: s100t
Product: S100 calcium binding protein T
Exons: 2
Coding region: 348-674 (108 amino acids)
Molecular function (GO): transition metal ion binding; calcium ion binding
Source: RefSeq, a predicted model, not a curated record